UUGACUACGUACCAUCAAUAUUCAAUAAUAAUUUAUUGAAAAAAAGACAGAAAUGGAAGUGGUAAUCUACAAGAAAGAAAAUGUGAAGCCAUCCACCCCAACCCACGAGUCCUUGAGAAUCUACCAAUACUCUCUUCUCGACCAGAUCUUCGGCGUCCUAUACAUGCCCGUCGUCUUCUUCUACCCCGGCGGCGGUUCCCACCACGACUACGACAAGCUCAGAGAAUCGCUCGCGAGGGCGUUGUCGGUUUGGUACCCGCUCGCCGGGCGGACGAGGGGCGACGGGUCAUCGGUUGUGGAGUGCAAUGACGAGGGCGCGGACUUCGUCCGCGCCAACGUUAGGAAUUUUGGCUUGGCCGAGUUUCUCCGGCGCCCGGAGCAGCCUCUUCUCCGGCAGCUGUUCCCGCGGAAUCCUUAUCCGGUGGCUUUUGAUCCUACCCAACCCAUGUUAGCAGUUCAGGUAAACAGAUUCAAGUGCGGCGGAACAGCGGUGGCGAUAUGUCUCUGGCACGGCCUAGCCGACGGCGCCGCGCUCUCCGGAUUCCUCCAAACCUGGGCGGAGAUCAACCGAGACCAAAGAUCCCCGACCGCCGUCCCACCACAUUCUGUGGUCGCGGACGCCGCCGCCGUUUUCCCGCCGGCGAAAAUCGACGUCACCAAGUUACUAUUCUCCACCGUCGCACAAAGAAACAAAGCUCGGGUAAGAUGCAUCGGGAAAAGAUUCAUCUUCCCCAAGCACGAGAUCGAGAAGCUCAAAGACAAGUACUCCGACGGCCGCCGCCGCCCGACGCGGGUGGAGGCGUUGUCGGCGUUCAUAUGGGCCGCCGUGAUAAGGGCAACCUUAAAAGCCAAUUGUAAUUUCAAGGCGCACUUCUUGCUAAACACUGUGGAUUUGCGAAGGAGGAUGAAUCCGCCUUUCCACCCCACGUGCUUGGGAAACAUCUUUUUAUCAUCCGCCGCACGGUGGGAGAACAAUGCGGCGGCGGCCGCCGCCAUUAGUGGCGGCGAUAAAUCACUUGUAGGAAAAAUCCGCGAAGCCAUUGGGAAGGUGACAGACGACUAUGUGAGGGAAAUGUUUGAAGGGGGUGGGUAUCUCAAGACAUUAGUAGAUGAAAGAGGUGGAGAUGACAACCAAUUUUUCAGCAUAAGCACUUGGUUUAAAUUUGAGUGUCUCAAGGUUGAUUUGGGAUGGGGAAAGCCAAUUUGGCUUGGGCCAGGUAAUAAUCUUGACGACUUGGCUCUUUUGUUGGAUGAUGUUGAUGGGGGCAUUGAAGCAUGGAUUGGGUUGCAGCCACAAGUCAUGUGUCACUUGGAGAAAGAUCAUGAGUUUCUUGCCCAUGUAUCUCUUAGUCAAGUUGUUUCCGGCUCAGACUUGUUGAUGACAACGUCUCGACUUUAGUUUGCUACUUGGGAUAUGAAGAAAAUAAAAACACUCUUACGACAUACAAUGAUCUUUAAUUUUUGUAAUAAAUAUCUUCGUGAUUUAUGUGCUACUCUUGGUAUUAAGAGACAAAAAAAUUUUACUUUCCCCAACAAAGGCAGCGUUCCGUU
This is a messenger RNA of Cuscuta campestris, 1551 nucleotides long. Lineage: Eukaryota; Viridiplantae; Streptophyta; Magnoliopsida; Solanales; Convolvulaceae. The record is from the annotation of a GenBank genome assembly.